Closterium sp. NIES-65 is the source of this 813-nucleotide messenger RNA. The record is from the annotation of a GenBank genome assembly. Lineage: Eukaryota; Viridiplantae; Streptophyta; Zygnematophyceae; Desmidiales; Closteriaceae.
AUGACGGCGAGAUCGCCGGGAACGGCAGGAGGAACCGCUGUCGCGGCUCCAGCACGGCACCGUACGCAGAUCGUGGUGGCUGCGCUACGGCCACGGUCGACAGGGCCGCUUUUCGCGCUGCCGGCGGUUGCAGGCGAUCUAGCGCUCGCGAGCCGCGACGCGCUGGUGCAUGCAGAUGACUGCAGCAACGCGGGGCCGGAAGUGACGAAAGAGCGGCUCGAGUCAUGGCUGCAGCGAUCGGCCGCGGAGAUUAUCGGCCACCUGGACGAAGCGCCAUUCUUCCACCUUAUCUUCGACGGCCCCGCGCACCAGAACCCUGCGCACGAGCAUCCCGCGCACGAGCAUUCCGCGCACGAGCAUUCCGCGCACGAUCACCCCGCGCACGAGCACGCCCUUUCUGCGCUACACCACUCUCCCAGCACGGCAUUCCAACGGCUACCGGAAGGCGUCGUCGAGCACCCCGACAGCUGGUCCACCGUCAGGAAAACCGUCGCCGGCGACAAUCCUGACGGCCUCAUCCUGGUGCACCGGCUAGAUCCGACGGAUCUGACGCGGCGAUACGGCGACGAGAUGGCGGGCGUGGUAGAGCAGCCGUUACCGCCCGCAGGGCCGGGAAGUGUGUGUCAGACGGGCGUGUGGGGGCUAGUGGUGCUGGGGCGAUCGAGCCACCGGCACGCGUGCUAUAUUCUUAAGACGACUCGCUGCUCCGCGGCCUCCUCCUUGACCGCGACACGGUUCUCCAUCACGCGCGCGCGGUGCUUCGGACCCGGCGUGCACCAGCAGCUCGAAAACGCAUGGCUCGCGAGUAGAUAG